UAAUGCCCUGGGGAUUCCCUACGAGGAAUGCAAAUACUACCCAUCGCCAUCGCGAAACUCUCAGUAUACUUUUACCAUUUGGAACUGUCUCCGUUGGCGCCGUCGUUAACCCGGCCGCAAACCUUGGUUACUUUUGUAUGCGUUAGAUGUGCAUAAGUUGAAAAGUAACAUCUUCAAACGCGCUUUUUACUGAUACCCAGUAUUGUAGGUGUUACAUGCUACUUACACAACAUAGCUCUACUUUCUCGUGCGACAGGGCGCGUUAGGGACUAUGGCUAAGGGCAAGGGCAAAAGCAAGGCUGCCAAAAAGAGCGGCGGCCCUCGUGCACCCGCCGCCCAGCUGACGCCUCGCCAGCUUUACGAGCGCGCAUUGCUAGCCCUCCGCUAUGACGAUUUCGAUUCAGCACGCACGGCUAUGCGUAAGGCUGUCAGCCUAGACCCGGAUAACAUCGAAUACCUGGACGCCUUUGGAGCGCUGCUUGCGGAGGUCGGGCCAGCGGAGGAGGCCAUCCAGGUUCUCCGUCGCGCGGUGGCUCUGAGCCCCGACGCCGGCUUCGAGAAGUACCUGUACCUGGGGCAGCUGCUGGAGGAGGAGCCUGAUCAGGCACUGGAGGCCACACGGAGGGGGGUGGGGGUGCUGCAGGCCCAGCAUGCGGCUGCAGUGGCCGCCUCCUCCCCCGACGUCCGCUCCCUCAGCCGCACCCUCACAGGGGCCCUAUGCAGCCUGUGUGAGAUGAUCAUGGGGCAGGGGGCGGCGGCAGCGGCGGAGGCGGCAGCAGCAGCAGCAGGGGGUGGUGGUGCAGAGGCGGGCGGGGAGGGGCUGCCGGCGGCUGCGGCGGCGGAGGUGGAGCACCUGUUAGCGCUGGCCAGCACCGCCGACCCCAGCUCCCCCGAGCCCGCCCAGGCGCUGGCGGCGCUGCGCUACCAGCAGGGCAGGUCGGCGGAGGCGCUGGAGGCCCUCCGUCGCUCCAUGUCCCUCUGGUACACCCCCUCCAGUAAGGAGGCGGAGGAGGGGGAGGAGGGGGAGGGGCAGCAGGCGGGAGGAGCAGGCAGCAAGGGCGGCGACGAUGAAACCAUGGAGGACGCUGGGGAAGAGGGUGACAACGAGGAGGAGGGUGAUGAUGAUGAGGAGGCGGAGGAGCAGGGCGGUCCCAGCUACGAGUUCCGCAUAGAAUGCGCCAAGUUGCUGUUGGAGCUGGAGGACACAACCGCCACCGCCAUCGACGUGUUGGAGGGCCUUAUCGAGGAGGACGACCGGGUGCCCGAGACCUGGCACCUGCUGGCGCUGGCCUACUACAGCGGGCACCAGUACGGCGAGGCGGCGGAGGUGCUGGGCCGGGGGCAGGCGCUGCUGGC
Messenger RNA from Astrephomene gubernaculifera, 1356 nucleotides. NCBI's taxonomy places the organism in Eukaryota, Viridiplantae, Chlorophyta, Chlorophyceae, Chlamydomonadales, Astrephomenaceae. The record is from the annotation of a GenBank genome assembly.